Molecule: messenger RNA, 1416 nt
Organism: Rhagoletis pomonella (apple maggot)
Lineage: Eukaryota; Metazoa; Arthropoda; Insecta; Diptera; Tephritidae
Gene: Vps20
Product: charged multivesicular body protein 6-A
Exons: 3
Coding region: 592-1257 (221 amino acids)
Biological process (GO): vesicle budding from membrane; late endosome to vacuole transport via multivesicular body sorting pathway
Cellular component (GO): multivesicular body; ESCRT III complex
Source: RefSeq, a predicted model, not a curated record
CAAUUAUUCGUAGGGUUUCUUAUAGGGAUGUCAGAAAAACAUCGAUGCAUCGAAAAUAUAGAUGUUUUGCUUCGAUGCAUCGAAAAUUUUCCACUCGAUGUAUAAAUAGUCGAUGUAUCGAUGCCUCGAUUUUUUUUUGAAAACUGACAUCUCUAGUACAUUAAACCGUCAUUCCAGUUUUUCAAUUGAACAAAAAGUAGAAGUGACUUUGACCAAAAAAUUGAAUUUGAGACAAGACGACUGAGAAUAUGUAUUAGUUGUUAAAUUGUUGUGUAAACUAGAUUUCAUGAUUCGUUACUUUCGUAAUUCGAUCGAUAACGUAAAUUUACGCUAUUUGUUCAAACAGAACAUUCCAAUCGAUUGAACAUCUGGCAGCUCCUCAAGCGAUGGCGAAUGAUGUGAGUCAAAAGAAGCAGAAUUUAUUUGUUUUGACUUUUUCAUUAGAAUAUUUUAUAAAAGUAAAAAUAGGAAAUCAAUUGAAAAUAAUUGUUUACGAACUACUAACACGGGAAAGAAUUUACCCGACGUAUGGUAAACUUGAGCUACUGCCCAAACAACUUAAUCAGACUAAAUAGAUAAAUAUUUUCUGCAAUGGGUUCACUAUUUUCCAAAAGUAAAAAGCAAAGCCGUGUAACCGAACAUGAUAAGGCGGUGCUGCGACUGAAGCAACAGCGGGAUAAACUGAAGCAAUAUCAGAAGCGCAUCGAAUUACAACUUGAGAAAGACCGAGAGUUGGCUAGGAAAUGUUUACAAACAGGCCGUCGAGAUCGUGCCAAGCUUCUGCUGCGAAAGAAAAAAUUCCAAGAAACUCAGCUUAGCAAUGCAGAUAAACAACUGGAAAACUUGGAAAAAAUGACUGCCGAUUUGGAAUUUGCUCAGGUGGAGUUACAAGUUAUAGAAGGCCUUAAACAGGGUAAUGCCGCACUUAAGAAAGUACAUGAUUUGAUGGAUAUCAAUGAAAUAGAAAAGAUAAUGGAUGAAACAAGAGAGGGUGUAGAAAAACAACAAGAAAUUGAUGCUAUACUCUCCGGAGCACUUAGUGCAGAAGAUGAAGAAAAUGUUUUGGCGGAAUUGGAUGCACUUGCUGCAGAAGAGGAGGUUAGUAAAUUACCGGAGGUGCCGACAGAAGAUUUGCCCGAGCCAGCUGCACCUGCGGAGGAAGAUGCCUCUGCCUUUGCUACUGAAACUGCUGAUGUGCCGACUAAAAAGCAAAAAACGGCAUCAGAUCACUCAAAGAAAGUGCUUGUAGAAGCGUGAAUGUAAAUAACAGAUUUAAGUUGUGUCCAUAUAUCAGUACACAGUCUAUACAUAUGUAUUUGUUUUUGUUUUCCUUUUAUUUCUUCAACUAAUACUAAGUCACUUAGUUUAAAUAUGCAUAAAAUGAUUUUAUAAAGAAAUUUAUAAUGCAGAAAUUUA